UGGAAAAAGGCAGCUGUCGUGUUGCUCCCUCCUACAGAGCAGAACAAACGCUAUAUUCAUCUGCCCCUGAAACUCCCCCGAGCAACUUCAGGACAGACGGAGCCCAAUAAUAUCAUUAAUGCAGCUGGACGCAGACACACACACUGUCUGAUCCGAUCCACUGUCAGUUCUUACAAUGUGGAAGAUCUGUGGUGUCCUGAUCGCCUGGGCUCUGCUGCUCAUGCUGCAUGUGCGAGCUCAGACUCAAAACAGACAGACCUUCACCUGUGGUGGGAAUAUCACAAGAGAGUCGGGUGUUAUUGGUAGUCAGGGUUAUCCGGGCGUCUAUCCGCCGAAUACUAAAUGUGUGUGGAGAAUUACAGUUCCAGAGGGCAAAGUGGUCGUCCUCUCAUUUCGUUUUCUCGACUUAGAAAGUGACAACCUGUGCCGGUAUGAUUAUGUGGAUGUUUAUAGCGGCUAUGCCAAUGGACAGCGUCUCGGCCGCUUCUGCGGGACGUUCAGGCCAGGAGCCCUUGUUUCUACAAAUAACAAGAUGCUCAUACAGAUGGUAUCGGAUGCCAAUACUGCUGGCAGCGGCUUCUUGGCCGUGUACUCUGCUGCCAACCCAAAUGAACGAGGAGAUCAGUACUGUGGUGGGAGAUUAAUGAAGCCAUCAGGAACCUUCAAGACCCCCAACUGGCCAGAGAAAGACUAUCCUGCUGGAGUCACGUGUUCUUGGCAUAUAGUAGCACCGAAGAACCAGAUUAUAGAGGUGAAAUUUGAGAAGUUUGAUGUGGAGAGGGACAACUACUGCCGUUACGAUUACGUAGCAAUUUUUAAUGGUGGAGAAAUCAAUGAUGCUAAAAGAAUUGGGAAAUACUGUGGUGACAGCCCACCAGCACCCGUGUUCUCAGAAGGGAAUCAGCUCUUCAUUCAGUUCCUCUCAGAUCUCAGUUUAACAGCAGAUGGCUUUAUUGGUCAUUACAAAUUUAGACCCAAGAAAUUUCCCUCCACAACCGUUCCACCGACCACGACAGCACCACCCACCACCAGACCUAUACUGAUCACUGGAACGGUCAUCACCGCUGUAACGAGGGGAGGUAGCAUGUACGCCACCAUCUCCAUAACUAAUGUCUACAAGGAAGGUAACCUUGCUAUCCAGCAGGCUGGCAAAACCAUGAGCACAAAGAUUGUCGUCCUUUGCAAGAAGUGCCCCUACAUCAGACGGGGUUUGAACUACAUCUUCAUGGGCCAGGCAGAUGAAGAGGGACGUGGAAUGAUCGCCCCCCAUCAUUUCAUAAUGGCUUUCAAGGCCAAGAACCAGAGGGUCUUCAACAUGCUGAAGAACAAACGCUGCUGAGUUCUUACAGACAAUCUUUGGUCUCAAAAUCCACACAUGGAUGUGUGAUGUCUUCAUAUUUGCCCUGCAUGUCCCAACUUCCUUCAUCGCCCUCUCCAAAGGAGGCCGAGGACUGUUGAAGCACAUGGCACACGCCUGGUUGGGCUCUCUUGGUUCCUACUUCUCUUCUGACUGUUGUGAUGAGCAUCAAAAUGGCAGCAAGAGCAAAGGUAGUAAGACAUGACAGGCGAAGAAAGCUAGAAUGUAAAGAUCAAGAUGAUAGUGUUUUGGCACCAUUUACAAGAUAUUUCUAGAUUUAUGAUCAAUUAGAAAAGUUAGAGAAGCUUUGUUGCUGAUGUCUAAAAGGCAAUAAACUAGUAGCACACCUUUGAAAUCAUACUGGAUAUGUUACAUUUUGUCUAUAAAAUAUUUUCAUAGAAAUGGAUUACUA
This is a messenger RNA of Sinocyclocheilus rhinocerous, 1769 nucleotides long. Its product is annotated as procollagen C-endopeptidase enhancer 2-like. Gene Ontology annotation, molecular function: peptidase activator activity; collagen binding. The record is from RefSeq and is a predicted model, not a curated record. The transcript has 8 exons. The coding region runs from base 176 to 1339 and encodes 387 amino acids. NCBI's taxonomy places the organism in Eukaryota, Metazoa, Chordata, Actinopteri, Cypriniformes, Cyprinidae.